CUUUCCUUUCGGGAAUGCCGGUCUUGUCUCUCUCCCACUCGUCCGCUCGACACCUCCCUCUUGGUCUUCCCCCCAGUCAGAUGAUCCCACCACGUUGGUCGUGCCCGUCAGCGAUCCGGGCAUUCCUUCCGACCAGUUUAAUGAAAAACUUUCUCGCGACGGAUCGUUCUCACUUCUGUCCGAAUCGCUCUCUCCGUCCAUGUCAUGCUGAUACGUGGAGGCUCCACGUCCCAUUCCCACGCUCUCUUCUGUGGCAGUCGGGUCGCGCGACGGUUGGAGAGGGAAUAUGGAAGGGGAAGCCAAGAUAUUUUGCCUUUCCACACGGGAGUGUGCUGCGGGAGCGAAGAUGUUUUGCCUUUCCACACGGGAGUGUGCUACGGGAUUCGAGUCAUUUGAUAUCGAAUAAGACGUUUCUGAUCCUUUUAGCUUUGCUUGAAAAUCCACCGAGGUCCGAAAAAAAAACUAAAAACUUACCUGGUUCUUCUGUCACUAUGUCGAGCUCAAAGUUUCCCAAACACUCCUUUUCCGCCUCGACUCGAGUGGGUACUGGAACUUGCUCGACCUCGUCAUCUACCAAACCCUCCUCCUCGUGGUGGGCCUGGCUCGAGAAGACGGGUAAUGGAAACACCAUUCGGACUCGCUUCUCCCUCCUGAGCCACAUCCGCUUUAUCCUCUGGCCUAAUGAUAUCCAACUCGGUCUCAUCCUCCAGAGCCACGUUGGCUAUAUGAUCACCCUUCAGAGCCACAUCGAACAAGACUUGAUCAAUCUCCAACCGCAUCACCUCACCCAUUCGCUCGAAAGCUGCGACCAGGCCAGUUUUCAAACGUUCAAGUUGCAAUUCGGUUGCUCCGGAUUUCCGACAUAAUAUCUAUUCCCCCCCGUCAGCACGUGAAUAAACGAUACAAAACACUCGGACUCACCGUCAAAUCUGUUGACCAAGUGUGGGAAAUGUCAUUUUCCCAUCUAUCAAACAACCUUUCUUUCUCACCUGACAUCAAAGCCAACCAAGGUACACUGUACAACAGAGCUUGGACGCGUUCACCAGAAGGGAUGUAAGUGUCAUCUGGAGUCAAGAAAGAACUGGAUGUCCAAUCGUUGAUCAUUUUUGAUGUUUGGUUCUGUUGACGGUCAAAGAGUGGUAGUAGUAGUGGUUCUAGUUGUAGUGUAGUGGUUCUAGUUGUAGUGUAGUGGUAGUAGUCGUAGUAGUAGUCGUAGUCGCAGUUGUAGCAGUGGUCGUAGUCGCAGUUGUCGCAGUUGCAGUAGCAGUGUUGAUAAAACCUUGACGGGG
This is a messenger RNA of Tremella mesenterica DSM 1558, 1289 nucleotides long. RefSeq lists its product as uncharacterized. The transcript is spliced from 2 exons. The record is from RefSeq and is a predicted model, not a curated record. The coding region runs from base 492 to 866 and encodes 124 amino acids. Lineage: Eukaryota; Fungi; Basidiomycota; Tremellomycetes; Tremellales; Tremellaceae.